GCUUUUUUGCAAGUUACUCGAGUUUCUUACUGGUGGAAGUUAUAAUUCCAUAUUUGAACUGCAAUAGGAGGCAAUAGUUUGAGCCAAUUUAAAAUCUAGUUCAAACUUAUUCAAUGAUUUUAGUUCUGUAGUUUAUUGUUUGUUUGGUGGGAUAUAUUUUUUAAAAACAUAUUUCUUGCUGCCACACCUUUUUGUCUUGUUUCACACAGUUCUUCACGAGGUUGUGUCAGUAAUGAAAAUUUUUUCCCAAAAAAAUAAAAAUUCAAUCUUUAACCCAAGUAUUAUUAUAUACUGUUUGAUACCUUUUAUUAACUUUUUCCUCCACACUGUAAUGUUCUGUUCUCAUCACUUCGUUGCUCGCAACAUUUUGUAGAGAAAUGGGGAAAGCUACAAGGUGGUUCAAAGGAUUUCUUGGAAUGAAGAAAGAAAAAGAAAAUGUAGACAACAUGUCGAAUUCAUCAGAAAAGAGAGACAAGAAAAGAUGGAGUUUUGGGAAGUCAUCUAAAGAUUCAACAGGUCAGGUGAACUUUCCAGGGAGUAACACUGAGGUGGAUUCUAAUUGGUUGAGAUCUUAUAUGUCUGAGAAUGAGAAAGAGCAAAGUAAGCAUGCAAUUGCAGUGGCUGCGGCCACUGCUGCCGCCGCCGACGCGGCUGUAGCGGCAGCACAGGCGGCCGUGGCAGUGGUGAGAUUGACAAGCCAAGGUAGGGGUGCUAUGUUUAAUUGUGAGCGGGAGAAAUGGGCUGCUUCCAAGAUUCAAACUGUUUUUAGGGGUUAUUUGGCCAGAAAAGCACUUAGAGCUCUCAAAGGAUUGGUGAAAUUGCAGGCUUUGGUAAGGGGUUACCUGGUCCGGAAAAGAGCUGCUGCUACUCUUCACAGUAUGCAGGCGCUUAUCAGAGCGCAGGCUUCUGUUCGAUCUCAAAGAGCUCGUCGUUCAAUGACUAAUGACAUUAGACCCGAUAUACGAGCUAGGAGGUCAAUUGAAAGAUUUGAUGAAUAUAGAAAUGAAUUCCACAGCAAGAGGCUUUCAACUUCGAAUGAGACUUCAUAUGAUGGAUUUGAUGAAAGCCCAAAAAUUGUAGAAAUCGACACAUACAGGACCAAAUCCAGGUCGCGUAGAAUGAACAAUCCUUGUAUGUCCGAAUCUGGAGAUGAGCAGUAUUAUCAACCAAUGUCAUCACCACUCCCCUGUCCACUUCCAGCCCGUCUAUCAAUCCCAGAUUGUCGUCAUCUUCAGGAUGUAAACUGGAGUUUUUUGGCAGACGAACAGUGCAAGUUCGCCUCUGCUCAAAGUACCCCUCGCUUUGCAGGUUCUAGACGGUCCAACGCGCCACCUACACCAGCCAAAAGCGUUUGUGGGGACGGAUAUUACCGGCCUUAUGCCAACUUUCCUAACUACAUGUCUAACACACAGUCGUUUCAAAAUAAGCUACGGUCCCAUAGUGCACCAAAGCAAAGACCAGAGCAGGGGCCAAAGAAGAGGCUGUCGUUGAACGAAAUUAUGGCAUCAAGAACAAGUUUUAGUGGAGUUAGAAUGCAAAGGUCUUGUUCUCAAGUGCAAGAAGAGUACUGUUUCUGAGAAUUUUUUCUUUUUAGCAACUUUGGCUUUGGGUCAAUUGAAUCAUAGAUAUAAGAUAUGGCUGUAUGGAGAAGAUAAUCUGAAGAGUCAACUUCUCUAGUGCUUAUCCUUCCACAGGAAAUGGUGACAAAUUAGUACUAGGACAGAAUGGUGUGCUUGUGUAAAUUCUUUGACAGUGUUUUAUGAAGGAAUCCUUGCUUCUUGAUUGUAUC
Molecule: messenger RNA, 1789 nt
Organism: Lycium ferocissimum
Lineage: Eukaryota; Viridiplantae; Streptophyta; Magnoliopsida; Solanales; Solanaceae
Product: protein IQ-domain 26-like
Exons: 4
Coding region: 378-1577 (399 amino acids)
Molecular function (GO): protein binding
Source: RefSeq, a predicted model, not a curated record